Chinchilla lanigera (long-tailed chinchilla) is the source of this 2584-nucleotide messenger RNA. It is a transcript of the gene Prkcd, whose product is annotated as protein kinase C, delta. The transcript is spliced from 19 exons. Lineage: Eukaryota; Metazoa; Chordata; Mammalia; Rodentia; Chinchillidae. Gene Ontology annotation, molecular function: ATP binding; diacylglycerol-dependent serine/threonine kinase activity. The coding region runs from base 213 to 2300 and encodes 695 amino acids. The record is from RefSeq and is a predicted model, not a curated record. Gene Ontology annotation, biological process: protein phosphorylation.
GUGAGGGGAGAGCUCCGCUGAGCACCCCAGUUGAGCUUGGUGAAGAGGAUUUAGUGUGAGCUGAGGAGUCCUCUUCUCGGGCCCACCCGUGGUCUGCUGGGAAUCAGCCCAGGCGGGGGCGGCAGGCCUACUUCUCCUGGUGGUGGUGAGUGACAGGAGCAGCAGGAGCUAGGACCAAGGACAAGUGGGAGCUGGGAGCCCCAGGCCCCACCAUGGCACCAUUCCUGCGCAUCGCCUUCAACUCCUACGAGCUGGGCUCCCUGCAGACGGAGGAUGAGGCGAGCCAGCCUUUCUGCGCCGUGAAGAUGAAGGAGGCGCUCAGCACAGAGCGAGGGAAGACGUUGGUGCAGAAGAAGCCGACCAUGUACCCUGAGUGGAAGUCAACGUUUGACGCCCACAUCUACGAGGGCCGUGUCAUCCAGAUUGUGCUGAUGCGGGCAGCCGAGGACCCUGUGUCUGAGGUGACCGUGGGCGUGUCGGUGCUGGCGGAGCGCUGCAAGAAGAACAACGGCAAGGCUGAGUUCUGGCUGGACCUGCAGCCUGAGGCCAAGGUGUUGAUGUCUGUACAGUACUUCCUGGAGGACGGAGACUGCAAACAGUCAAUGCGCAGUGAGGAGGACACCAAGUUCCCAACGAUGAACCGUCGAGGAGCCAUCAAACAGGCCAAGAUCCACUACAUCAAGGACCACGAGUUCAUCGCCACCUUCUUCGGGCAGCCCACCUUCUGUUCCGUGUGCAAAGAGUUUGUCUGGGGCCUCAACAAGCAGGGCUACAAGUGCAGGCAAUGCAACGCCGCCAUCCACAAGAAAUGCAUCGACAAGAUCAUCGGCCGGUGCACCGGCACUGCCACCAACAGCCGGCACACCAUAUUCCAGAAGGAACGCUUCAACAUCGACAUGCCGCAUCGGUUCAAGGUGUACAACUACAUGAGCCCCACCUUCUGUGACCACUGUGGCAGCCUGCUAUGGGGGCUGGUGAAGCAGGGAUUAAAGUGUGAAGACUGCGGCAUGAACGUACACCACAAAUGCCGGGAGAAAGUGGCCAACCUCUGCGGCAUCAACCAGAAGCUCUUGGCCGAGGCCUUGAACCAAGUCAGCCAGAGAUCUUCCCGGAAGCAGGAGUCGGAGCCUGUUGGGAUAUACCAGGGUUUUGAGAAGAAGCCAGAAGUCCCUGGGGAGGAUACCGCAGGUGAAGCUGAGUCCAAAUCCCCCACUAAAGCUCCCAUUUCCCAGCAGGGCACGGACACAGGCCCAUCGAACAACGGGACCUACGGCAAGAUCUGGGAGGGCAGCACCAUGUGCACGAUUGAGAACUUCACCUUCCACAAGGUCCUGGGCAAAGGCAGCUUUGGGAAGGUACUGCUUGCAGAGCUCAAGGGCAAAGGACGGUUCUUCGCUAUCAAGGCCCUCAAGAAGGACGUGGUGCUGAUCGACGAUGACGUGGAGUGCACCAUGGUGGAGAAGCGGGUGCUGGCACUCGCCUGGGAGAAUCCCUUCCUCACCCACCUCUUCUGCACCUUCCAGACCAAGGAGCACCUGUUCUUUGUGAUGGAGUUCCUCAACGGAGGAGACCUGAUGUUCCACAUCCAGGACAAAGGCCGCUUCGAACUCUACCGUGCCACGUUUUACGCAGCUGAGAUCAUCUGUGGAUUGCAGUUUUUACACAACAAAGGAAUCAUUUACAGGGACCUCAAGCUGGAUAAUGUAAUGCUGGACCGGGAGGGCCACAUCAAGAUAGCUGACUUUGGCAUGUGCAAGGAGAACAUAUUCGGGGAGAACCGAGCCAGCACUUUCUGUGGGACCCCUGACUACAUCGCCCCUGAGAUUCUGCAGGGCCUGAAGUACACAUUCUCCGUGGACUGGUGGUCCUUCGGGGUCCUCCUCUAUGAGAUGCUCAUUGGUCAGUCCCCCUUCCACGGCGAUGAUGAGGACGAGCUCUUUGAGUCCAUCCGUGUGGACACGCCACAUUAUCCCCGCUGGAUCACCAAGGAGUCCAAGGACAUCCUGGAGAAGCUCUUUGAAAGGGACCCGGCCAAGAGGCUGGGAAUGACAGGAAACAUCAAAAUCCACCCCUUCUUCAAGACCAUCAACUGGACUCUGCUGGAGAAGCGGAGGGUGGAGCCACCCUUCAAGCCCAAAGUGAAAUCCUCGGGAGACUAUAGCAACUUCGACCAGGAGUUUCUGAAUGAGAAGCCACGCCUGUCUUACAGCGAUAAGAACCUCAUCGACUCCAUGGACCAGACAGCAUUCGCAGGCUUCUCCUUCGUGAAUCCCAAGUUCGAGCGCCUCAUGGAAGACUGAGGCGCGUGGACAUGUCCUCCAAACCCCGGCGGGGAGCAGGUGGCUCCCCCUUGUCCGCACCUGCCGUGGCCCACCGAGCGGCAGUGUGACUGUCCUGACUUCUGCUGCUGCCUCCCUGUCCCCAGAGGGGCUCAGCCCUGCUGGCUGGGCUCUUAUGGUACUUCCUCUGUGAACUGUGUGUGAAUUUGCUUCCUCUGCCCCAGAGGGAAAUUGUAAAUCCUGUGUUUCAUUACUUGAAUGUAGUUAUCUAUUGAAAAUACAUAUUAUAUAUAUACAUAUAUAUA